AUGGGGAGGGGUGGAGUUGGAGGCGGAGAUUCUUGGGUUUGGCUUCCUGACCCCAUUGGAGGUUUCAAAGUUCGAGGUGCUUAUGAGGUCCUUACAGCGACUGUCAAUCCCAACAAGGAUAGUGCUUUGGAAUUGGUUUGGCAUCAUCAGGUUCCUUUGAAGAUAUUGAUCUUUGCUUGGAGUCUCAUUAGGGAUCGGUUACCGACGAGAGCAAAUUUGGCAGCACAUGGUAUCUUACAGUUAGACACUGCUCUGUGUGUGGCAGGUUGUGGUAUGAUUGAAACAACAGAUCACUUAUUUCUUUCAUGCCCGUCUUUUGCGGUAUUAUGGGAGCAGGUGCGGCAAUGGAUAGGUUGUGUGGGGGUUGACUCCAACAUUAUUUCUCAUCACUUUGUGCAGUUCACUAGGAUGUCAGGUUUCGGCAAAGCUAGGAGGUCUUUUCUACAGUUAAUAUGGCUUUUGUCAUCUUGGGUGAUUUGGAAUGAGCGUAACAAUCGUUUGUUUAAAAAUGUGAUUACCGAGGUUCCUAGAUUACUUGAUAAAAUUAAGUUGUUAUCUUUAGCGCGGCUGAAAGCUAAAAAAGCCACUUUUGUUUUUGGAACUCAGAUGUGGUGGUCAAGUCCUAUGGUUUGUUUGGGCAUUAGCUAA
Molecule: messenger RNA, 648 nt
Organism: Medicago truncatula (barrel medic)
Lineage: Eukaryota; Viridiplantae; Streptophyta; Magnoliopsida; Fabales; Fabaceae
Exons: 2
Coding region: 1-648 (215 amino acids)
Source: RefSeq, a predicted model, not a curated record